AUGGCCACCUCACACAAAGGUCCCUCCCUCAACCAAUGCAAAUAUGUCAUGGACUUACUCAAAGAAGCGGACCUCUUGGAUUGUAAACUUGCUAGCACCCUACUUGAUUGCAAAUGGAAAGUGAGUAUGGAAGGAGAACCUCUUCACAAUGUUAGUUACUACCAAAGGUUAGUAGGCAAGCUCGUUUAUCUAACUAUAACUAGACCUGACAUCACAUUUGUUGUCAAUCUAGUGAGUCAAUUUAUGCAUGCUCCCACAACUGAUCACCUCCAUGUUGCUAAGAGGAUUCUACGAUAUCUCAAGGGUUCUAUUGGCCAUGGCAUUUUCAUGCAAAAUCACAACUCAACCAAGAUCCUGGGAUUCACUAAUGCUGACUGGGCAGGGAAUACCCUUGAUCGCAAGUCCACUAUUAGUUAUUGCACCUUUGUAGGGGACAAUUUGGUCACUUGGAAGAGCAAGAAGCAACCUGUUAUUGCUCACUCCAACGCUGAAUCUAAAUACAGGGCUAUGGCUUCAACUGAUUGUGAAUUAAUAUGGAUAAAAAGCCUUCGUCAGAACCUAGGGUUCUCUUACUAUACACCCAUGUCUCUGACGCGUGAUAAUCAAGCAGCAAUGUACAUUGCUUAUAACCUAGUGUUUCAUGAGCAAACCAAACAUAUCGAGGCUGAUUGUCACUACAUACGUGCACAGGUUUAG
Molecule: messenger RNA, 696 nt
Organism: Pyrus x bretschneideri (Chinese white pear)
Lineage: Eukaryota; Viridiplantae; Streptophyta; Magnoliopsida; Rosales; Rosaceae
Exons: 1
Coding region: 1-696 (231 amino acids)
Source: RefSeq, a predicted model, not a curated record